AAAUAGCGAGCAACUGAGUCAGCUGCAGUGGUGCGCAUGUGCACGACGCCACAUCUAUAAUUCAUAGCGAAACUUCAGUUCGCCAGCGAUUAUCCGUAAUCAUACUAUUCAUCGAGAAAAUGCCAGGAGACUUCAUGUUGGCAGUGCUGAAAGUUUGCAACGCACACAACCGCAGCGAUGGCCACAAGGGUGAGUCCGAGGCAAAACCAACAGCAUUACGUCAAUGCGGACUACGUAAAAGACACCGAUUAUGUUGUUCGCGUCGCUAAAACGCUUCUGUCGCCCAUCGGAAUUUGGCCACGAUCUGGAGACAAUAGUCCUGCGAGUCGUUUCCUGUUCACCCUUCGCGUGAUUAUCAUUUUCUGCUUGAUGUUGUUCCUCUUGACGCCACAUUUCAUCUGGACCUGGUUUGUCGCUGACAAUCUGCGCAAACUUAUGAAGAUCAUCGCCGCGCAAGUUUUCAGCUCGUUGGCAGUGUUGAAGUUUUGGACCCUCGUCAUCAACAGGAAAGAUAUUCGUCACUGUCUCGAAGUCAUGGAAAACGACUACAAAACAGUCGAGACGGAGGAGGACCGCGAGAUUAUGAUGAAAAACGCGAAAAUCGGUCGGUUCUUCACCGUCGCUUAUCUCGGUCUCUCUUACGGUGGUGCAUUGCCAUAUCACAUAAUCAUGCCACUCUUGGAGCCACGCGUCGUUCGCUCGGACAAUACUACCAUGAUUCCGUUACCCUAUCCGAGCGAGUACGUAUUUUUCGUGGUAGAAUUCUCACCGCUGUACGAAAUCGUGUACAUCACGCAAAUAUUCAUCAGCGCCACCAUUCUAUCGAUCAACACCGGCGUUUAUAGUUUGAUCGCUUGCGUGGUUAUGCACUCGUGUUGUCUGUUUGAGGUAACGAGUAACAAAAUUGACAAGUGGCUUGCCAACUGGACACCUGGUCGUCAACCUUUCAGCGACGCUCUUACGAGGAGACUCGGUCAAAUCAUUGACUUUCACGUGCAAGCUAUCAAGUACGCCGAGACUAUGGAGAACGCACUCACACUAGUCAUGCUCGCAGAAAUGGGCGGAUGUACGCUGAUUAUAUGUCUACUGGAGUACGGAAUUUUGCUGGAUAUGGAGGAUGGUAAUUAUCUCGGCUGUGCGACUUACGCCAUGCUAAUGACAUCCAUAUUCGUUAAUGUAUUCAUUCUGUCUUUCGUCGGUGACAAAAUUAAGGAACAGAGCGAGUUAAUUGGCUUCUCCGCUUACUCGAUCGACUGGCUUGAGCUGCCGAAGGAAGUGAUACUGAAGGAUCUCAAGUUCAUCAUGGCGCGAGCUAAUCAGCCCACGAGAUUAACGGCCGGCAAGCUCUUUGAUCUCUCGCUUCAGGGAUUCUGCGAUGUCGCUAAGACUUCGAUGGCUUAUUUGAACUUCCUGCGCACCCUCGACAUCACAUAAUUUAUUUUUAUUCUCUUUGUAGCUGCCGUUCUUAUAUUCAUGUGAUGUAUUUCCUUCAUAAGUUGACAAAUCGAUAUUAUACUUAAUCUUGUACGGUAAUUUUUAUUUCAAUAUUAUAUUACAUACGUGAUAUUGAUUGUCAUGCGUGUAUUGCGGGUUGGUGGGGAGGUUGGUGCGCUUCGCGUGCUACGGGAAAAAACUUUGAGAAGGUUGUUGAUAUUGAUUGAUACUAAACAUCGGUUUACUCUUUUCUCUGUACCUAUUUUUCUUUUAAUACGAGAAAAGAUUCGAUGGUGUAUAAUCUAUCGUAAACGGUGUUUCUUUCGAGCUUGAUGGAGCGAGUUGCGCUUUUGUAGAAAUACAGUAAUCAAAAGUAUUAUUAUUUGUUACCCGCAAAACAUAAGAUAAUUUCGAAAGAUCGAUAGGAAACUUAUAUUUUCAGAAAACCAAGUCGGAAAUUUUUAUCGAAUUAUAACUUUACUCUAUCUUUUUUCUUUACCUUUGUAUAGUAUGAUGGAGACAAGUUAUAUAAAAUUUUUAAUAAUGAAAAUUCGAAGGAAAAAUCGUUGUUUGUAUUUGAUUUGUGAUUAUCUCUUUGAAAUAGAUUGAAAUGCUUAAAUUAUAUACCGGAAGUAGAAAAUCAUAAGCUUGCAUAAAGAAGGAAAUACCUGGGCUGAUUAUCAGUGCUGUUUUUCGAUUCUGAUUUGAUAGAAUCCGUUAGCGCAAACCAUAUUUUUCUGGUGGCAGUACCCAAAUUUUUAGUCGAGUGAUUGAUAUUUU
Molecule: messenger RNA, 2214 nt
Organism: Phymastichus coffea
Lineage: Eukaryota; Metazoa; Arthropoda; Insecta; Hymenoptera; Eulophidae
Exons: 5
Coding region: 178-1434 (418 amino acids)
Biological process (GO): detection of chemical stimulus involved in sensory perception of smell; sensory perception of smell
Cellular component (GO): plasma membrane
Molecular function (GO): odorant binding; olfactory receptor activity
Source: RefSeq, a predicted model, not a curated record